AUGGCGGACGGCUGCAAGCAGCGUGAUGUUGUGGCAGACCUUAAAAACGAGGUCCUGGUGUAUGAGCACCUGGCUGCGCUGCAGGGCAAGGUGAUCCCUGACCUGCUGGCCGGCGGCUUCUGGAGGGACGAGUACCUCUUCUUUUUGGCCACGGCCGUGGUGGAAGGCGAGCAGCCCAGCUCUGCCACAGCCGACGCGUACCCUGAGGCCGAGAAGGCUCUGCGCAAGAUACACGCGAUGGGCGUGGUGCACCGCGCCGUCCGCAGGAGAAACAUGUUGGUGGCAAGGAAGGGUCGCUCCUUCAAGGUGUGGUUCCUGGACUUUGAGACCAGCCGGAUCGCAGCAGCACCUGAGGAGUUCGAUCAGGACAUGGCAGACCUGCGCAGAGUCUUCCGCCGAUCUGACUAG
Monoraphidium neglectum is the source of this 408-nucleotide messenger RNA. RefSeq lists its product as hypothetical. The record is from RefSeq and is a predicted model, not a curated record. The transcript is spliced from 4 exons. The coding region runs from base 1 to 408 and encodes 135 amino acids. Lineage: Eukaryota; Viridiplantae; Chlorophyta; Chlorophyceae; Sphaeropleales; Selenastraceae.